CAAAACGGUAUUAUAAAGUGGACGUGUUUUAUAUUUCAGAUAAUUGUUUUGUUUACAGUUCCAUUUAGUUUGAUUAAUAACUGUGACUAUUGUGAUGACCUCCGGAAUUAGUGGAGCGAUUAUAGCAUGGCUACUGUUAGCGACAAUAGCACAUGCAAUAGAGGUGAACGUUACGGGUGAAUGGCGUCCAGACCUGGGAUGGGAAGUUACGUGUGGGUGGCAAACUCUGUCCAAUGACACCCUACAGUCAGUCAGAUUAUUUAACAAUGGGCAGCAGUUCAUGAUUUACCGACCUGAGAGACACGGACUGUCACGAAGCGAAGUGUUCCAGACACCUCAGACAGUGAUGCACGUGGACUGCGCCAUAACCAUAGAUAGGGGACAAGAAGGAAGGUGUGUUAUGUUUCUUGAACCUUACCAGCCCUCCGUGAACGAUUUCACAUACUCAUGCGAAGUUUCUGGCGAGAGACCGAUGUUCCGGAUUGGAAAAAAGGACUACCUCGUUAAAAUUCUUGUUCCACCAUCGAAUGCAUCACUCACUAGCAAAACCCAAGAUGGAUCAUCUCCAACCCGCGUAAUGCUCAACUGUUCUUCGACUGGUCUUCCAGCACCCAACCUGCACUGGACUGUCGAUCAGGAUAAGCUACAAGCAGAUUUCACUGGGCGCGUUUGGAAUGCAACGUCAAAACUUUGGAACGUCUGGUCUUAUCUAUCAUAUACACGGAACACAGAUGCUAAGGUUCUUUGUACUCCUGAGAUAAAUUCACAUAAUGAGAUUAUUAGAGGAACGCCAGCAGAGUUCAAUUCGGCAUCUAGAUAUUUUGGUACAACACCUAUAAUGUUUAUGACAUUAUUUCUAUAUCUAUUAAGGUGAACUAAAUUUUUACGGACUCUUACUUAAAUGAAACCACAGAGUAUUGAUGUUUUUUUUGUAUUUUUAUUUCAGUAGGAUAUCGUUGUUGACUUAGAAACAUUAAGGUGGGGUUACACUGGAGCAAUAAGCACAGAUAAUAAAAUCAUAGUCAUUAAUUACUUUUAGUAAAUCUUUUAUCAUAUAAUAAUGUCCUGAUUAUUAUAGUUAGAUUAUUUAUAUGUGAUUUUGUUCGCAGUGUAACCACUAGCUUAGUAAAAUAUUGGUUAAUAAAAUCUCCACACUGCAUAUAUAAUUAAAAUAUAUAACUAUAUGUUCUAUGAAAAAACGUUCUCCAGUUAUACAACAGAUAUACAUAGAUAAUACGAAUAAUGGUAACAUUUGUCACUAUUAAACGAAAAUAUUAAAAAAAAAACAUCAAAUUUCAUAGAACACAUUGGUAUAUCUUUAUAGGUUUGCUUUAUAUUUCUAUGGGGGUAAAUAUUCAUUUUUAAGUAGAAAUGCUACUCUAUGGACAACAUUCAUAUUAUAGACACCAAAGAUAAAUAAAUAUACUGAUUAAGUAAAAUUUUAUUGACACAUGUGGACCAAAGUUAUUAUUUUUUUUAGGCUAUUUUAUACCAAAUCAUGAUUCAAUGAUAUAAUUAUAAUUACAGGUAAUUUUUUACAUUGUUUUUAAUUGUAAGAUCUCAUAAUUCUAUGUAGAAAUUUGAAUUUUAGACCGUUCAUUUCAAUGUAUAGUAUAAGGAUUUUCAACCACAUGUGUCAAGGUCAGUGUGGAGAUUACCUUACAGUGAUUUUGGCAUUCGGUUAGGGCAUCUUAAAAAGUUACGUCUCUAUAGAUUAUACUUUCGAAGUUAUAUUCAGAUUACAUUAUUAAAAUCCAAUUUACAUGUAACUAAGAGAAAUAUCUUAUUAAUAAUAGAACCGUUUAAAAUUGUAAUGUGCGUGAAUCGUUAUAUUUAAAAAUAUUCAUAUAAAGAUUAUUUUCAAUGAAUUUGUACAAUGUGUCAACAAAGAGAACAUUAUAAUACUAUUUAUACUAGUUUUUUUUUAAUUCAACAGAACUUAUAUAAUAAUCGAUUUUUAUUCAAUAAUUGUAAAAUAAAACUAAAGUAGCGUCAGCAGGUUAAUUGUCAAAAAAACUUAUUAAACAACUUUUUUUUUUCUUUUUUUUUGUAGAAAAUUGAUAUCUACAUAUCAGAAUGAUUUUUGCCUUUGACAAAUAACCAGACAUGACGAAAUAAUAUUUCAAAACAUUGCAACUGUUUCGAUAGUUUACUUUUAAAUAUAUUAUUA
Molecule: messenger RNA, 2170 nt
Organism: Vanessa atalanta (red admiral)
Lineage: Eukaryota; Metazoa; Arthropoda; Insecta; Lepidoptera; Nymphalidae
Exons: 6
Coding region: 95-874 (259 amino acids)
Source: RefSeq, a predicted model, not a curated record